CCUAUCUUCAUCGUCUCCCCUGUUAUUCUCCGAGCUCUGCUCCAAUGGCGGCAUCCUCACCUCUCUCCACCAUCACCCUCCGUUCGUCCUCUUGCCGUUCACCGUCCCCCGCCGCUCUCAUUACACCUCCAUCAGUAAGUUUUCCAAAACAGACUCUAGAAUUCCCCCUCCGGACCACCAAAUUCUGUCGCAGAUCGACAUUUCUCCAUCCCGUCUCCGCUGUCUCCACCGAGGAGAAGGUCGUACAGCUAGGCGAUGAAAUCUCGAAUCUAACUUUAUCAGACGCACAAAAACUCGUGGAGUACCUACAAGAGAAGCUAGGAGUCACCGCCGCAUCGUUUGCUCCCGCCGCCGUUGCCGUCGCACCUGGAGGAGCGGGAGCAGAUGUGGCUGAAGUUGUGGUGGAGAAGACGGAGUUCGAUGUUGUGAUUGAUGAUGUUCCGAGUAAUGCGAGAAUUGCGACGAUUAAGGCUGUUAGGGCUUUGACGAGUUUGGCGCUUAAGGAAGCGAAAGAGCUUAUUGAAGGACUUCCGAAAAAAUUCAAGGAAGGAGUAUCGAAAGAAGAAGCUGAAGAUGCGAAGAAACAGCUUGAAGAAGCAGGUGCCAAAGUUUCAAUUGCUUAGUUUUCACGAAUUUGUGGUACGAUUUCUCCUCUCCUUUUUUUCGAAUCUGCAUAAUGUAAUUUGUUGUUAAUUUCUUAGUUUUGAUAAUUGAAAUUAAUUUUCUCUUUGCAAUUUGCAUACAUCGUUUUAUGAAUUGAAGGUCGACGUAAUUUACUUCCACUAGAUGCAAAUUUCAUCUCGAACUCCGUCAAUUCUGUGUUUCCUUCU
Cynara cardunculus var. scolymus (artichoke) is the source of this 830-nucleotide messenger RNA. Its product is annotated as 50S ribosomal protein L12, chloroplastic-like. The transcript has a single exon. NCBI's taxonomy places the organism in Eukaryota, Viridiplantae, Streptophyta, Magnoliopsida, Asterales, Asteraceae. Gene Ontology annotation, biological process: translation. Gene Ontology annotation, molecular function: structural constituent of ribosome. The coding region runs from base 45 to 623 and encodes 192 amino acids. Gene Ontology annotation, cellular component: ribosome. The record is from RefSeq and is a predicted model, not a curated record.